This is a messenger RNA of Prunus armeniaca (apricot), 1116 nucleotides long. Lineage: Eukaryota; Viridiplantae; Streptophyta; Magnoliopsida; Rosales; Rosaceae. The record is from the annotation of a GenBank genome assembly.
AUGGUGCUGGGUGGGGUGGUUUGGGGCCAAGAUGUGAACUUUUCAUCAGCGGCUGCAGCAGCACCACAAGGUCAAGUGGGUGGUGGUGGGAGGAGAGCAGAAAUGGUGCCUGCCAUGUUUGUGUUUGGAGACUCUUUGAUUGACAAUGGCAACAACAACAACAUCCCAUCAUUUGCCAAGGCUAACUAUUUCCCCUAUGGCAUUGAUUUCAAUGGUGGCCCUACCGGUCGUUUUUCCAAUGGUUACACCAUGGUUGAUGAAAUAGCUGAAUUGCUAGGACUUCCCUUGAUUCCUCCUUUUUCUGAAGCUUCUGGAGACCAAGUGCUUCAUGGAGUCAAUUAUGCAUCUGCAGCAGCUGGAAUCCUUGAUAUCACUGGCAGAAACUUUGUGGGAAGAAUACCUUUUGGUGAACAAAUAAGUAACUUCCAGAGUACCCUUGAUCAGAUUACUGACAAUCUCGGGGCAGAUGACGUGGCCCGGGCAAUUGCAGACUGCAUCUUCUUUGUUGGAAUGGGCAGCAAUGACUACCUAAACAAUUAUCUUAUGCCCAACUAUCCCACAAGAACUCAGUACAAUGCCCCACAAUUUGCUGAUCUUUUGACUCAACAAUACACCCAGCAACUCACUAGACUCUAUAAUCUUGGUGCUCGAAAGUUUGUUGUUGCUGGAUUAGGGAGAAUGGGCUGCAUUCCAAGUAUCUUGGCCCAGAGUCCAAGUGGAAGGUGCAAUGAGGAAGUGAAUCGCCUUGUUCUACCGUUUAAUGCAAAUGUGAAGACAAUGAUCAACAAACUUAACACCAACUUACCAGGCGCAAAGUUCAUUUACGUUGACAUUGCUCGAAUAUUCGAAGACAUCGUCAACAAUGCCAGAUCUUAUGGAUUCACUGUUGCAAAUCGUGGAUGUUGUGGCAUUGGGCGCAACAGAGGCCAAAUUACAUGUCUUCCACUCCAAACACCAUGCCCGAAUCGAGACCAGUACAUAUUCUGGGAUGCUUUCCACCCAACAGCAGCAGCCAACAUCAUAAUUGGGAGGAAAGCUUUCAAUGGGGACCUUAGCCAGGUUUAUCCCAUGAACAUACAGAAGCUUGCCACUCUUAACAUUAAAAGCAGCCCAUAG